AACCAAAGAUUUUUUUCUUUCAAUUAAAAAUUUUCAUUUAGAUAUUUCAUACCAGAGUUGUUUAAAGACUUUUUAACUUCAUUAGAUUAAGUACUUAAAGACAAGAUGGCUACUGAAUUAACCGUUCAAUCUGAAAGAGCUUUCCAAAAGCAACCACACAUCUUUACCAACCCAAAGGCUAGAGCCAACAGAAAGACCAAGAGAUGGUUUAAGGAAGUUGGUUUAGGUUUCAAGACCCCAAAGGCCGCCAUUGAAGGUACUUACAUUGACAAGAAAUGUCCAUUUGUCGGUACUGUUUCUAUCAGAGGUAAGAUUUUAACCGGUACUGUUGUUUCCACCAAAAUGCACAGAACCAUCAUUAUUAGAAGAGAUUACUUACAUUAUGUUCCAAAAUAUAACAGAUACGAAAAGAGACACAAGAAUGUUGCUGCUCAUCUUUCCCCAGCUUUCAGAGUCCAAGAAGGUGAUGUUGUUACUGUUGGUCAAUGUAGACCAAUCUCUAAGACCGUUAGAUUCAACGUCUUAAAGGUUGCUGCUGCCGCUUCCAAAGCUAAGCAAUUCUCCAAAUUCUAAGGUUAAACAGGAAAAAGAUUGAACUAUAUAUAUCAACCGUACAUAUAAUUUAUUUCCUUUCUUUAAUGUUACAUUAGUAUAAAUAUAUAAAAAUCAUCAUAUACAUAUAAUUAAUUUUC
This is a messenger RNA of Scheffersomyces amazonensis, 692 nucleotides long. RefSeq names its product 40S ribosomal protein uS17. The record is from RefSeq and is a predicted model, not a curated record. Gene Ontology annotation, cellular component: ribosome; cytosolic small ribosomal subunit. NCBI's taxonomy places the organism in Eukaryota, Fungi, Ascomycota, Pichiomycetes, Serinales, Debaryomycetaceae. The coding region runs from base 106 to 573 and encodes 155 amino acids. Gene Ontology annotation, biological process: translation. The transcript has 2 exons. Gene Ontology annotation, molecular function: structural constituent of ribosome.